UUUGAGUUGGAGAUAACUAAUCAAACAUAUUACAAAAUGACGAAUCAAUCACAACACAAGUCACACCUCUCUUGUAAAAUGAAGUCAACACCAUUCACCGUCUUCCUCAUUCUCACCGUCAUCUUCCACCACAAUCCACCCUCCUCCGCCACUAAACUCCCUAAACAAUCACUCCCCACAAAAUCCGGCUACCUGACAGUCAACUCCACCACUAAGUCCGCCAUCUUUUACACCUUCUAUGAAUCCCAAAACCCCAACAAAACCUCUCUUUCUCAAACCCCACUUGUCAUUUGGCUACAAGGAGGACCAGGCUGCUCUUCCAUGACCGGAAACUUUUACGAACUCGGCCCGUGGCGAGUUACGCCUUCUAAGAAACACAACAUUAUACUGGAAUCCAACCCAGGUUCUUGGAACAGGAUAUUUGGGCUUCUGUUUCUUGAUAACCCAAUUGGGACAGGUUUUAGUAUCGCUUCGAGCCCAAAUGAAAUCCCAACAGACCAACAUGGUGUUGCAAAACAUCUUUUUAUUGCUAUAAGAAAGUUUGUUGCUUUAGACCCAUUGUUUCAGUCACGUCCUGUUUAUAUUACUGGUGAAAGUUAUGCUGGUAAAUAUGUGCCAGCUAUUGGGUACUAUAUUUUGAAAAGAAACCGGUUUUUGCCCGAGUUGAAACGGGUUAAUUUAUAUGGGUUAGCUAUUGGAAAUGGGCUGACUGACCCGGGGAUUCAAGUGGGUACUCAUGCUUUGCAUAAUUAUAACCUUGGGUUGAUUAAUGAGAAACAAAAAACAGAAAUGGAGAAGCUGCAAGAUAAGGCUAUUAAGUUAACGAAUUUGGGUAAUUGGAGUGAAGCUACUGAUGCAAGAAACAAGGUGUUGAAUUAUUUGCAAAAUGUGGCGGGUUUAGCUACUUUGUAUGAUUUUAGGAGGCAGACGCCGUAUCAUUCUGAUUGGGUUGAAGAGUAUUUGAAGGAUCCUGAAGUUAAAAAGGCUUUGGGAGUGAACGAAACGAUGGUUUUUGAAGGGUGUAGUGAUGUGGUUGGGGCUGCAUUACAUGCUGAUGUGAUGAAAAGUGUUAGAUAUAUGGUGGAGUAUGUCGUGAAGGAGACGAAGGUGUUGUUGUAUCAAGGGCAGUGUGAUUUGAGAGACGGGGUUGUGUCCGUUGAAUCUUGGGUUAGGAAGAUGAAUUGGGACGGAAUUAAGAAGUUUUUGGACGCUGAAAGGAAGGUUUGGAAAGUGAAUGGUUUGCUUGCAGGGUAUGUGCAGAAACACGAUAAGUUGAGCCAUGUUGUGGUGUUAGGGGCUGGGCAUUUUGUGCCUACUGACCAAGGUGUGAAUUCACAAGCUAUGAUUGAGGAUUGGGUUCUUGAUCAGGGCUUAUUUGCUAAAAUGCGUGCUCAAGAUCCACCCGAAGUGGUAGAUGUUUGAUUUUUUGUUGUUAAAGUUGUUGUAUGCUUUGGAAUAAGACCCGCGACACGAAUAUGUGCAAUCGAGUCUUGCAUACUGCUAGCCUGAUCACAUGACUAAAUAUUUGAAAUUGUUGUAUGAGAAAUAAACCUGAACGGCAAUAACAUUGAGUGUAACUGUGUAUGUGGGUCUUAGUUAUCUAGCUCGUAAUUGUCAUAACGUCUCUGGUGGACUAUCAAUCACGCCUGUCCUAAAGGUUUCGCUCCUUUUUUUUGGGUCAUGUUAUUUUGUCUGUCUGGCACAAUUUAUAACUGAUCCUAUUAUUACAAACUGCGAGAUUGCUCUUAGACA
Messenger RNA from Erigeron canadensis, 1752 nucleotides. Its product is annotated as serine carboxypeptidase-like 50. The record is from RefSeq and is a predicted model, not a curated record. The coding region runs from base 37 to 1422 and encodes 461 amino acids. NCBI's taxonomy places the organism in Eukaryota, Viridiplantae, Streptophyta, Magnoliopsida, Asterales, Asteraceae. Gene Ontology annotation, biological process: proteolysis. Gene Ontology annotation, molecular function: serine-type carboxypeptidase activity. The transcript has a single exon.